UCAAUUACAAAGCCCCAACCCCGUAAAACCCUGCGAGAGAUCUACUUUGGCUAUGGCGAACGCAGAGCUUAAUCCCAGCUUCCCUCCGUACCUCCACCUAGUCUGCGCCUUCCUCGCAAUGGAGCCGUCUCAUCAUUUGAUCUCCUUAGCAAGAGUAUGUGGUGGAGGGUUGGUUACAGAGAGAGUACAGAAGCUUAUAUGGGAUCAUUGUGUAAACAAAGCUGAUGGACAGAGUUGUGCACGUUACUUGAAGAAUUUUCUCAAGAAGCUUAUAAUUGAAAUUGAAUCAAAUAAUGGUGUUUUAAUGGAUGAAUUAUAUGAACAAUAUGCUGAAUACAUGACGUCAUUGAAGGAAUAUGAUCUGGCCAAUGGAAAUGCUAAAGUCUACAAAUACAUUUCAUUCCUAUUCCAAGAUGGUUGUUUAGAUCUCCCAAGCUGCCCAACGUCAAGGAAGUUGAUCAUUCCAUUGCAAUGUUCACUUAACAUGCUUGAAGGAGAUACCGGGUGUUCAAUUUGGCCCUCAAGCCUUUUUCUGUCAGAAUUCAUACUCUCCUUUCCUGAAAUAUUCUCUAAUAAGUCUUGUUUUGAGGUUGGUUCUGGUGUUGGCUUGGUUGGUAUUUGUCUGGCCAAUGUAAGAGCCUCCAAGAUUGUAUUAAGUGAUGGUGAUCUUACAACUCUAUCUAACAUGAAGCAAAAUUUGGAGCUGAACAAGUUGAGCACUGAUAUUCAUGUGCCAAAUAGAACUGCUGAAGAUUCAAAAAUGGUAAAAUGCAUUUCUAUGGCCUGGGAAUCUGCAACGGAGAGUGAGCUCCAGGAAUUCAUGCCAGAUAUUGUUUUGGGUGCAGACGUGAUUUAUGAUCCACUAUGCCUCCCUCAUCUUGUUCAAGUACUUGCUAUUCUCUUGAAUCCUAGGAAGUCACGUUGCCAGAAGCAGAAAGACAGUUGUCAGGGCACUUUAUGUGAUGAUUAUAAUCCCCACGGUAUCAAUGCUCGUCAAGUUGAAGCAACUGAUAUGGACACUUCAAACGCAAGAUCAAGGGAAGGUCCAGUGGCUUAUAUUGCUUCAGUCAUUCGGAAUAUCGACACCUUCAAUUGUUUUCUGGCAUUGGCAAACCAGGCUAAUCUUACCAUCGUAGACGUAACUGAUGAACGAAGACCGUUCAAUUUGCUUCCGUACAUGCAAUCCUACGAUCGAUCAAGUAUACAAUUAUUUUCUGUCUCUUGUAAAGUAACAACUUGAGUUAUCCUUUUUGCCCCAUGAGAACCAUUAUUUUACGGCUACUUGUUUGAUAAAGGUGUUGUCCUUUAUUGUUGUGUAACUUUGUUAAUUGUUAUGUUACCAUCAAAUAUGAGAUGGGUAUUCUUAAACUGGGCUUUUGUAUUAAUUGAACACAAAAUUGCAAUCUGUAUGUGGGAAAAAUCAUCGAAUGUAUGCAGUAGCAGUACUGUAUCUAUUUGUUU
This is a messenger RNA of Tripterygium wilfordii, 1461 nucleotides long. RefSeq lists its product as uncharacterized. The coding region runs from base 53 to 1240 and encodes 395 amino acids. Lineage: Eukaryota; Viridiplantae; Streptophyta; Magnoliopsida; Celastrales; Celastraceae. The transcript has 11 exons. The record is from RefSeq and is a predicted model, not a curated record.